Molecule: messenger RNA, 3185 nt
Organism: Lonchura striata (white-rumped munia)
Lineage: Eukaryota; Metazoa; Chordata; Aves; Passeriformes; Estrildidae
Gene: IRAK4
Product: interleukin 1 receptor associated kinase 4
Biological process (GO): signal transduction; protein phosphorylation
Molecular function (GO): protein serine/threonine kinase activity; ATP binding; magnesium ion binding
Source: RefSeq, a predicted model, not a curated record
GGGCUGGGCCACGCCCCCUUAAAGGGGAAGCCGUGAAGGUGAGAGGCGAAGGGGAAGCGGCGCGCCGGGAACGCCCGGUAGGGAUCGUGGGGCCCGCGGGCAGGAAGCGACGGAGCCGGAGGAUGGGCGAGCCCGUGACGGACUCCACGCAUGUCCGCUGCCUGAGCUACGGGCUCGUGAGGAGGCUGGCAGACUUCAUCGACCCGCAGGAAGGGUGGAAGAAACUUGCGGUGGAUAUAACCAACCCGUCCGGUGAAAGCAGAUACAGCCAAGUGCACAUAAGGAGAUUUGAGGCAUUUGUACAAAUGGGAAAGAGCCCUACGUGUGAAUUGCUUUAUGACUGGGGAACCACAAACUGUACAGUUGCUGAUCUUGUGGAUCUGCUGAUUAGGAAUCAGUUCCUAGCACCAGCAAGCCUUUUGCUUCCAGAAGCUGUAAGGAUGCCACAAGAAGUUACAUUACCUCUUUCUUCACAGGAAACCUUGCCUAUGCAUGAGAAACAACUACCUGUACAGGAAAAAAAAGUGGCAUCUGUAAAGCCUGUUUUAGCUCAGAGUACUGAGAAGCAUCAUUCAGGUUCUUCCUACUCAAGUGAAGAAAACAGCAGCUCACAGUCCAGUAACACAGAUUUCCAGAAUUUUUUGUUUCAUGACUUGGAAAGCAUUACAAAUAAUUUUGAUGUGCGACCAGAAUCAGCUGGAGGUAAUAAACUGGGAGAAGGUGGAUUUGGCAUUGUGUUCAAAGGCUACAUCAAUGGCAAAAAUGUGGCUGUCAAGAAGCUCAUUGCUAUGGUUGAUGUUAGUGUUCAAGACUUGAAACAACAAUUUGAGCAAGAAAUAAACAUAAUGGCAAAGUGUCAGCAUGAAAAUUUAGUAGAAUUACUUGGUUUCUCAAGUGAUGGUGCUCAGCCAUGUCUGGUGUAUGAGUACAUGCCUAAUGGUUCAUUGCUUGACAGGCUUGCUUGUCUGGAUGAAACUCCACCAAUUCCUUGGAAUAUGAGGUGUAAAAUUGUUCAAGGUACAGCAAAUGGCAUCAACUUUUUGCAUGAAAAUAAUCACAUUCACAGAGAUAUUAAAAGUGCAAAUAUCUUAUUAACUGAUACAUAUGUGCCCAAAAUUUCUGACUUUGGCCUUGCAAGAGCAUCAGUAACAUUCACACAGACAAUCAUGACUGAAAGAAUUGUUGGAACAGCAGCCUAUAUGGCACCUGAAGCUCUGCGAGGAGAGAUAACACCUAAAUCAGAUAUCUUCAGUUUUGGAGUAGUCUUACUAGAAAUAAUAACAGGUCUUCCUCCAGUAGAUGAAAACCGGGAGCCACAGUUGCUGUUAACCAUAAAAGAUGAAAUUGAGGAUGAGGAGGCAACUAUUGAGGAUUAUGUUGAUGUAAAGAUGAGUGACUGGGAUGUACCUUCAAUUCAUAAAAUGUAUUCAAUUGCUGAUCGGUGUCUGAAUGACAAGAAAAACAGAAGGCCGGACAUUAAAAUGGUAUGUAGUCUCAGGAAAAAGGCUUAUUUAGGUGAGUGUGUGUGUGUGUGUGUGUGUGUGUGUGUGUUCCCUGUGUAUGGUUACAGUAUCAGUUAAUUAUAUUUCUGUCUGUUCUUGUCCAGGUCCAACAGCAGCUCCAAGAGAUAAAAACUUGAUAAUGUGUUUCUUCUGAUACACCAAUGUUUCUGUAAUGGAGACAUCAGUACCAAACGUUUAAUCAGUAUUUUGUCCAACAUUAUCAGUGACUCUGCUUUCCAGAACUUUCUGGACACACGUAAAGUGAACUGUUGGCCUGUCAGCAGCUCUUUCACAUUUCCUUUGUCACAGGAACCUUAUUAACAUGGGAAAACUCUUUCUUGUAUUAACAAGUUGCAGUGCUAGUACAUCAUCAUCUCCUGCAGCUUUUUAAAUGCAUUUCCAUAUUUUAAUCUAUUUGAUUCUUUUUAUUUCUAGAUAUCUAGUAUGUCUGCUGCAAAGGCAUAUGACUGUAACUGGUCAGAAUGUUUUUUCUGUAAAUUGCUUUCUUGAUCAGGUGUACUAGACCUUUGUCUAUUGAAGACAAAACCAUUUAAUAGCUAUAAUGGUACUUAAUACUGUAUUUUUGAGAAAUGACAAUAGUAUUACACAGUUUAAACAAGCUUCUACUUAAUAUUUUAGCUUAAGAGUUCAUAUUAGAGUGAAUGGUCUGGUACUCUUAGUGAAUGUGAUUAUUAUCAAAAAGUCUUCUUGGUAUUAGUUUUAGUCAAAUAAAGGCUGCAAGACAUUUUCUAGGUUGUUUUUUCAUUUCAAUAAUUCCCAAGCAAAAUGGUGAUCUUGCUGUGCAGAUGCAUUUACAUUUGCAAAUGCUUUCUUACACUGAACUCCAUGAUGACAAACCAUUUAAUUUUUAUUCACAGGAAGACUCUUAGCUACUUUGACUAUUUUAGGAGGAUUGAGUAUUUUUAGUACUUUAGGAGAGGCUUCUAUAUGGAUUAUAAAUACAAAUGGUUGCUUUUCUUAAAGUGAUCAGAAUAACGAUGUGAAGAUCAAUUCUGCAUUUUACUUAGUCAAAUAAUUAAGCUAUUUUAAAUAUAUAUUAACUAAAUACAAAAACGCACUUCUGAAAGUAUAAAUAGAAAGGUUUUUAAAAUAGAAACAUUGACAGAUCAAAGCAGACUAAAAAUGGAAUGAAAGUGACUAGUAAGAUUCCAGAUACUUUGGAAUAAGCAUGAACAUAUUACCAUUGUAAAUGAAGAUGUUAUUUUCAUAUAAACUCAUUUUGCACCUCAUGAACUUUCUUAAUAGCUUAGGGAUACAAAUACAGUCCAGCCUACAGUUAAAUUUGAAAUUCUGUGAUUGUGUAACUUCAUUCAGAAUAUAUAUCUCAUUGUAGCAAGCAUGUGAUUUCUAAUUUAAUGAUAGCAUUAGAUUUCUGGCUAUUUAUUCAUUAUUUAGAAUUUAGAAAAAAGGAUCUACCUAAUGGCUUCUGGAUUUUUUGAUUAUAAAUUGUAAAAAAGUGUUAACAUUAAAAAACCCUCUGCAUUACUACUUCUUUCUACUAUUAAAACUUAAAGCCUUGAAAAUACUUAUAAUUUUAUGUUGCUUGCAUUUUUGUUAAUAACAUAAUGGUAAUCUCACUGCAUAGAAUAAAGCUGUACAGCUCUGAACCUGGAGAAAAAAAGCUGCUAUAAAGCUAAAUUAGAAUAAAAUCUGCUGAAGCCA